Molecule: messenger RNA, 321 nt
Organism: Entamoeba dispar SAW760
Lineage: Eukaryota; Evosea; Mastigamoebida; Endamoebidae
Exons: 2
Coding region: 1-321 (106 amino acids)
Source: RefSeq, a predicted model, not a curated record
AUGUCUGGCUCAGAAAACACAGAUAGUAAGAAACCAAGAACGAAGAAACAAAGUAGAAAAUACAUUGUUAUUAAGUCAAAGAAGGGAAAAAAUCCAUAUAUCAAAUUUUGCCAAGAAAAGAGAGAAGAAGUUAAAGCUGCUAAUCCUGAUUUGAAACCAAAAGAAAUCACUUCCAAAUUAGUUGAAAUAUGGAAUGGAAUGAGUGAAGAAGAAAAAGCUAAGUUUAAGCCAAAGCCAAGAGUUGGACCAAAAGGUAAACUUGCUAAAAAAGAAACUCCUGAAGAAAAAAAAGAAGAGACAAAAGAAGAAAAAGAGAAGUAA